GGCUUAUUCGUCACAUCCGGUGACGUCAAUGUAAUCAUGGCGGCACACAUAGCUCGAUGCUGUAUUUUUCUUUGCGGUAAUGUCCGAACUCGUUUCACCACGAUUCCGCAGCAAGUAAAACCAAGGCGUGUUCAGACUAAUCAACUUAACAACAUUCUCCAGCCGAACGCUGGUUAUGCAAACCGAGGGACCGAUAACAACCAGGGUGUUCAAGUACUCGUUCCAGUAGACCGUCUGACCGUGUCUUACAGUCGAAGCAGUGGUCCUGGUGGUCAGCAUGUCAAUAAAGUCAAUACGAAAACAGAGAUCAGAUUCCAUGUGUUAACUGCAGACUGGAUCCCAGAAGACGUGCGACAGAAAAUCAUGGAAAAGAACAAAAAUCGAACCAACAAGGCUGGCGAGUUGAUCGUGACCUCUGAGCUGAGCAGGAGCCAACACAGGAACUUCAAUGACUGCAUACAGAAGAUCUCAGCUGUCAUUGCAGAAGCUAGCGAGAAGCCACAUGAGGCAACGCCAGAAGAUAUUGCUCUAUGGAAAUCUAGGUUAGACAACAGAAACAAGGAGAGAAUCAGACAGAAGAAGAUCCAUUCUGCUACCAAACAGAGCAGGCGACUGGAGUUCGAUUAAUGUUCCAGCCCACCUUUAUAACGUCAACUUUAAUGUAUUUAUUCUAUUUUCUCUUUAAUAAAAUAGUUUUGAAAAAAAAA
Hippocampus zosterae (dwarf seahorse) is the source of this 707-nucleotide messenger RNA. Its product is annotated as peptidyl-tRNA hydrolase ICT1, mitochondrial-like. The record is from RefSeq and is a predicted model, not a curated record. Gene Ontology annotation, biological process: mitochondrial translational termination. Lineage: Eukaryota; Metazoa; Chordata; Actinopteri; Syngnathiformes; Syngnathidae. Gene Ontology annotation, molecular function: translation release factor activity. Bases 37 to 627 code for a protein of 196 amino acids. Gene Ontology annotation, cellular component: mitochondrial large ribosomal subunit. The transcript is spliced from 6 exons.